Molecule: messenger RNA, 1011 nt
Organism: Volvox carteri f. nagariensis
Lineage: Eukaryota; Viridiplantae; Chlorophyta; Chlorophyceae; Chlamydomonadales; Volvocaceae
Exons: 5
Coding region: 1-1011 (336 amino acids)
Source: RefSeq, a predicted model, not a curated record
AUGCUAAGUCAUAAAUCAGUAAGCAGCUCAACAGUAAACGGCCCAAUUAGCGUCGUAAACCGUACCUAUGCAUUAACUGGCUACCUCAUCGCUGGUUUCACCGGAACACCGCCAAAGCAGUGGAAGGAGGUACCUUUUUAUAAGGAAGACAACAUUUAUCAAUUAGAAGAAGGCGAAUGCGCCGGGCCUAGGAAUGACUCGGUUUCCGGACCUUUCGUUAAUGACUCUUCUGAGCAAGAGAACCCGGCUCCCCACAUCACCUACAAGGACGACCUUCCCGCACACUGCCACGCCGGCAGCCAGGCCGGCUUGUACGGCCCCCACGACGUGUGGAGCUAUCGUACAGGAGGGCUCGGCAUCCCUAGCUUCACCCUUAGCGCCAUAGCAGAAGACGACACUGACGAGCAAGACGCAUAUGAUCCUGACCACCGUCUCACUGCCGACCGCUAUCCGGUCGUUGGGGAACCGAUCGUGACCCGUGGGUCCGUUCUCCCAUCAAAUGCUGCAGCCAACAGCGACGGCUGUAGCGUGAGCGAGCUGGAGCUGUACUGCGACAUCAUGGCCUCGGAACAGUACGCCUUUGCCAUCAUGCCGCCGGCGCCGCUGAGUACUGUCUUUGAGGAGGAAGCGGGGGACAUGGAGGAGGUGGAGGAGCGGUGUGCGGCGUCCGGAAGCUGCCAUUCAGCUGAAGCCGGCUGCGGCAGUGGCCGCACCCGGCUAUUGACCUCGGACCUGAUUCGCGGCCUGUCGGCGCCGGCUUGCCCGACAAGUUUAGAGCCGCCUGACGGCAGCGGCAGCAGCGGAUGCGCAUCAGCGACAGCGGCGUGUACAGCAGAGCCAUAUUCUCCGUCGGCGCCGGCGCAAAAGACAGUAACGAAGCUGCAGAUGAGCCCGAGCGGGAGUACGGCAGGCCAUGCCAAUGGAUGCCUCAGGCCACCUCCCGUGCGCGGGUAUGAUUUCAGGUUUCGUUCCGUUUUUUGCAUGCCUUGCGGAUUGCGGACGGCAAAAUGA